Amphibalanus amphitrite is the source of this 848-nucleotide messenger RNA. RefSeq lists its product as uncharacterized. NCBI's taxonomy places the organism in Eukaryota, Metazoa, Arthropoda, Thecostraca, Balanomorpha, Balanidae. The transcript is spliced from 3 exons. The coding region runs from base 140 to 511 and encodes 123 amino acids. The record is from RefSeq and is a predicted model, not a curated record.
UGACAAGAUGUUUGGGACAGUCAAAACAUUGCCCCAAGCGGAAUGCCGAGACCUGGGCAACCCAAUUCCUUUCAUGAGGGCCCCUCAUGAAUAUGAUGAAAAUGAUAUAAUGAUGAAGUGCAUCAUUUAAUAAGUGAAGAUGCCUGGUGAGCGAGGGAGAGGACAAGGACGGGUGAGGAGAGGAGGUGGUCGAGGGGCAAGAAGAAUUCUCAACUUUUCACCCACCGCCCAGCCCGAGCCCCAAAGGUGUACCAGUGGAAGCUCCUGCACCACGUGCACCGUCGUCACAGAGGAGAUCUGCGAGCAGCUGCGCCGGCGCGCCGCCGCCGUGGACUCCGACAGUGGGGUCGAGGUGGAGGUGAGCGACGCGAAGGACGGCGCGGCCGGCGGCGCCCCGUCCGCCUCCGGUGGCAGCGCGCUCAGCAAGCUCAACGAGGAGACUCACGCCUAUUGCCGCGGCGCGGCCCCGCCGGCUGGUGACCGUCCGGAAACCCAAGCCGUUCAUGGGUGACUGAGUGAAACGAAUGGACGUGCAUGUGCGUUUUUGUUCUGUGUAUGCGUGCGUUUGGAAAUGGCGUCUCUAUGUGCGUGCUUGUUUUGUAGAAGCGCUAGCGGUGCCGACGGACCCAGCGAUGGCGCGGAGGGCUUUGAUGUACCGUGUGUCUUUGAUGUUGAUGCAUUCUCGUGUUUUGUUGGUCGCGCGCCCAGCAGCACCGUGUACAUAGCCGGGGGCGUUUCUGCUCGACGCCACGUUCUGUUCGUUGUAUCUCAGUGCCAGCUUUUUGCUCCAAGUCCCGCUCGUGGAACACGCGACUCGCUCGAUUCAAAUAAUAAAUAUACACUUCAUU